Messenger RNA from Chlorocebus sabaeus (green monkey), 1490 nucleotides. The record is from RefSeq and is a predicted model, not a curated record. Lineage: Eukaryota; Metazoa; Chordata; Mammalia; Primates; Cercopithecidae.
ACCCUGGGCGUGAUUCUCCCUCCCUGGCACAGACGGAGACCCGAGUGACCCCGGGGUCCGGGUGGGAGUGGGGAACGGACCCAUAGGCCCGGGACGAGCGGCGCGGAGCCCGCAGCUGGCCAGCUUCAGCCACCUUGGGAGACGCAGUGCAGCUGCCGCUGCUGACAGACUAGACGAAGGCUCGGCGGGGCCCCACCCCAGAUCCGGCCAGAGCGCCUUCCGCGCUGCUUGGCCUCAAGGCGUGAGUCACCAAGGGCCUCAAGUUCCGUGGCUUGGUUCUCAGGGUCUCCGGCCUCGGGCCCAUUAAUCUUCAGACCCGGCUUUUUCGACGCCGAGCUGCCGCCUAGCCCCAAUGGCAGGGCCUUCCAGGAAGACCAAGUCGGACUGCUCCCCAACUCCCGCAGCUGCUCGGCCCCUGCAAAGCCCCGGGGAGCGUUUCUACUCUCCCUUGAGCCCAUGCCACUCCCCUGUCACUCCUAGGAAACUCGUUUUUGCGCAGAAACUCCUGGAGAACAGCCCUGGCCGCCACGUACUCGCCCGGACUGCAAAGCCCACAGAGCUUCAAUUCGGAGGAAGAGGAGUGGGGAGCCCUGAGCUGGGGUGUUCCUGGAGGAGGUCGAGGAGGGGGCUAGUGGGGGAGAGGCAUUCCCUGGAAACGUUUGGAAGCUUUGGUAAUCUUGGAGACCAUGUCAGGAAAGAAGCGUACUCAUGCCGUCCGCGGUGUGCCCACCCGGGUCCCCAUCAGUGCCCCACGCACUCGAGCUCUUCCUCGGUGUCUGCAGCCUCUUCAUCCGCGGAGAGGCGGAGGUCUCCCGGAAAGCCAGUCCGACUGUGGCACCCCAGAGCGUCCAAUGCGAGCUCAGGCCUUUCCCACAAGUCUGGAGUUUUCUUACCCAGUUGAGGCCGCCUUUGCUGUACUCACUCCCUACCCUCCCGCCCCAUCCUCUGCCACCCUACCUCCAUCUUUGAUGGUUAGCGCCUUCAGCCCUCAACAGCUUCGCACAACCAAUCCCCUAGAAGCUGUGAAGUCAGACCAGCCAGGGUGGGACCUAGGUUUUAACUCGGGUUCUGGCUACACAUGCUGCGCCUCCAUACAGUUUGUCCCAGAUUUGGCAGCAGGCCGGAACUCUGCUUUGGCCUCUGUCUGUUCGUGUCGCAGUUGGGCAAGUUUCUAGCUACCCCACUGAGAGGACCAUAGAACAAGGACCCUGGCAUGGCAUACAGACAAGGAAUGUUUGCUCAAUUAAUGGAGCUGGUGCCUUGCGGCUUCCCUCUUGUUCCUUGAAGUUGCCCUUGCUGUCCUCCACAUCAGCUCCCUCUCCUCCUCAGCUACUUAUUCCCCAUCCUGACUUCUAGUCUUGAUCCCCAAGUACUUGUUGAAUUCUGUAUGGACAGCCAAGCAUCCACUUCUGACAAUCCCUGUGGCCCCACCCCAUUUGUUUUUUAGACUUCUCCUUUUUGUCCCCAUCCCCCAAGUUAUAAAACUAUAA